AUGGAGAGCGAUAAGCAGCAUUUUCGAUAUAUAAAGGGUAAAAAUGCUGUUCAAGCCAGAAAGAAAUUGACUGAUGUGUAUGGAGAAGGUGUGUUGACAGUACGCCAGUGCCAGAACUGGUUCGCUAAAUUUCGAUCCGGCAAUUUUGAUGUCGAAGAUGCACCACGUUCGGGAAGGCCGGUUGAAGCUGAUAAAGACGCGAUAAAGGCAUUAGUUGAUGUAAACCGGCGAAUAACAACACCUGAGUUCAGAUUGAGGUUAAAUUUAUCAAAUUCAACAGUUUAUGACCACUUGAAAGGCCUGGGAUUAAUGCUUUCCUUGAAGCUCGAUCUUUUACCGGAUAACACAACGAUUAAUUCGGAAGUCUACUGUCAUCAGCUGGACAAACUGAAUGAUGCACUUCAACAGAAAAGGUCAGAACUAAUCAACAGGAAAGGUGUAGUGUUUCACCAAGACAACGCGAGACCUCACACAAGUUUGGUCACUCGCCAAAAGCUUUUACAGCUUGAAUGGGAUGCAAUGCUACACCCACCAUAUUCUCCAGACCUGGCACCAUCGGAUUAUUAUUUGUUCCGGUUACUCCAAAAUUUUUUAGACGGUAAAACCUUCACCUCAAAUGAGGAGGUCAAGAAUCUCCUCAAUCAGUUUUUUGCCAGCAAAGACCAAACAUUUUUUGAGCGUGGAAUUAUGCUACUACCAGAAAAAUAG
Molecule: messenger RNA, 708 nt
Organism: Parnassius mnemosyne (clouded apollo)
Lineage: Eukaryota; Metazoa; Arthropoda; Insecta; Lepidoptera; Papilionidae
Source: the annotation of a GenBank genome assembly